Messenger RNA from Macadamia integrifolia, 1776 nucleotides. RefSeq names its product plant cysteine oxidase 2-like. The transcript has 5 exons. Lineage: Eukaryota; Viridiplantae; Streptophyta; Magnoliopsida; Proteales; Proteaceae. Gene Ontology annotation, molecular function: oxidoreductase activity, acting on single donors with incorporation of molecular oxygen, incorporation of two atoms of oxygen. The record is from RefSeq and is a predicted model, not a curated record. Bases 697 to 1548 code for a protein of 283 amino acids.
AUGGAGUCUAGACUCUAGACUCUAGUCCCUGUUUUGACAACUGACCAUCCGCACCCCACAUUCCGAAUAUCAAACUCUUGGCUCCUUGUGGAUCCCACAGCUUCAUGUAGAACUCAUCCACCUGUGCGAUCUCGAACAUCAGAUUCUCAUCCAACUGUCCUGCAUAUGGUAGAGUUUGAGGGUACUUUGGUAACUCACAUCCAGUGCCUCAAAACCAGGGACGGGUUUUCUUGCUUCUUUCCCGGGUAGUAUUCUGAAAAAUAUUAGGGGCGGGAGAGUGAAUGGUUUUGCUUUGCUUGGUUCGGUUUUUCCAAAUUAAAAGAUCAAAGAAGGGAAGGUUUGCCUUGCUUCUUGUUAAAUCCUAAAUCUUAAAUCCUAAUCAUCCCUUUUGCUGUCUGGUUUUCUUUUCAUGGCCCCUGGUUUUCCUCUCCAUCUCCACGUACCAUAUAAUCUACAUUCUCUGUUCACUUUUCACAAUCUAUUAAUCCUCAGCUACCUACCUCAACUGGUUUCAUGUACCUUGCUACGAUAUCCGACUCUACUGCUUCUUCAUCCGGUUAGAUCUGUCGGUUUUGGUAGCAGAAUUCGUCGUCUUUUGUUUUUUGGAUUCAAGGUCAGGUGGUGCGGAAGGAGAUUUUGAUCUCUUGAUCUGUGGAAAGUAGAGGAUUUAAUUUGGAAGUGGUUUUGUCGUUCCGGAUGACGAUGGAAGCUGGUUUGAUCGAGAAGAAGAAGAGAGGCAAGGUUGGCCGUGUUCGCAAAGCUAUCAAGAAGAAGAGAUGUAGAACUAAGAUUUGUCCAUCAGCACCAAUAGUGCUUCAGAAGCUCUUCGAUUCCUGCAGAGAAGUUUUCAAAGGACCUGGCACGGUUCCUCCUCCUCGAGAUGUGCAGAAUUUGCGUCAGAUUCUUGACUGUAUGAAGCCAGAAGAUGUUGGGUUAAGCAGAGAUCUCCUUUUCUUUAAGCCUGAGAGUGUUAUAAAAGGGACUCCCAGGGUGAAAUAUACAACCAUAUACAAGUGCACAAAUUUCUCGCUGUGUAUUUUCUUUCUUCCCCGUACUGCAGUCAUCCCACUCCAUAACCACCCAGGGAUGACUGUCUUUAGCAAGCUUCUCUUAGGAUCAAUGCAUAUCAAGGCAUAUGAUUGGGUUGAUCCUGUCAAGUUUGAGAGUUAUUCCAUGCCUUCUUCGAACAUGAGACUGGCGAGAAUGAAGGCGAACACACUGUUCACAGCCCCGUGCGAUACUUCUGUACUCUAUCCCACAUCUGGAGGAAAUAUUCAUUCCUUCAUGGCAGUUACACCUUGUGCAGUGCUCGAUGUGCUUGGACCUCCUUAUUCAAAUGAAGAUGGGCGAGACUGCACAUACUAUAAGGAUCUACCCUUCUCUGUUAGUCGGUCAGAUUGCAGUGUAGUGGAAUCCAAAGAGGGAGAAGGUUGUUUUGGAUGGUUGGAAGAGAUUGACAUGCCGAAGGAUUUAAUGAUGGAAGGAGUUGAAUACUUGGGCCCACAGAUCAUUGAUUUCUCAUCUGUGAGUGUGGAUGUUGAUGUUUAACCCCUAAGGGUGAACCUUCUUUUGCUAGUUGACCAUUCUAUAGUUUUGAUUUUAUUUAUUUAUUUAUAUGGUCGACCUACAGCCUUGGGACCCCAAGCAAGUUAAAUUUUUUUCCCCCUUCAAUUUGUAAUCUUUUAUACUCAUCACGAUAGUUCAUCUGUAUAGAUAGGGCUGUAAACGGAUUUAGUCUAUUUAUUUAAUCAAAAUAUCUGACGAAUAUGAAAAAUA